This is a messenger RNA of Lucilia sericata (common green bottle fly), 3457 nucleotides long. Its product is annotated as reticulon-1-A-like. Bases 697 to 2490 code for a protein of 597 amino acids. The transcript is spliced from 6 exons. Lineage: Eukaryota; Metazoa; Arthropoda; Insecta; Diptera; Calliphoridae. The record is from RefSeq and is a predicted model, not a curated record.
AGGGCUUUUCAAAUUUCAAAGUAAAUUGCAGAAAGAAAAACAUGAAUAUAUUUAUUAUAAUAAAAUUAAUUUAAAUUACACAAAAAAUUCUUGGCUUUCCUAGAACAAAAAUAUAAAUCAACCUGUAUAAAUAAAAUAGAUACAAAAUAAAUUUACAAAUAAAUAAAUUUAUUGUGAAGCUCAAAAAAUAUAUACACAAACAAAAAGAGAACCCCACUCACUACAGGAAAGAAGAAGCAGAUGAAAAAGCACUGCGUACAUAUUUGAAUCAUUUACAAUUUGGUUUUUGAAGUGCAACCAUCAUCAUUACGCGAAGUCGAAAAAAUUGUGUUAUUUUCAAACAAAAAGGAGCCGCAAUAUAAAUUUGUAAUUUAUUUAACAAACAUUCGUAAUUGAACAAAAAAGUAUUAUAAAAGUAUAUUUUUAAAAAUAAUUUGUGAUUAAACAAGAAUUAUUUGGAAAAAUUGUGAAAUUCAAAAGAAAAGUUGACACAAGAAAAAAAAAAAAACAAAAAAGAGUCCUCUUAAAGAAGCGUGAGAGAUACAAUUUGAAUAAAGAGAGUUUUUUUUCCAGAGCGAGGUGUGUGUGUGAAAAGUGUGAUAAAAACCCCAUACGUCACUUUUCGUUGAAAAAUAAAUUUUCACAACCAAUUGGACAAACGAAAGAAAAAACAUCCUUUUUCUCUAUUCUACAAAAAUGGAUUUCAAUUUUACCGAUUUGAAAAAGGAAGCUGCAGCCACAGCUGAUGACAUCUUCAGUCAUUCAAGUGAAGCAGCCAAACAAGUGGGUCAGGAUUUGCUAGGAAACCUGGGUGGGGGAGGUGGACGUCAAGAUGAUAACUCACACACUGAGCAAAGUUUUGGCAACGACCAAAAGGAAAUGGAUUUUGAACAUGUAGAUCCACAGACUUUUGUACAACGUAUGUCGGCUGGAGCCAAAGAGGCCCAGGAACAAUUGGAUGCCAAAUUUUCACAAUCUAAAGAUGAGUUGGAAGAUUUCUUUGGUCAAACCAGCAAUGCAGCCAAGCAAGGUGUGGCUGCUGCCACCAAUGAUUUCAUGAAUGCCGAACGCGGUUUUAUGAACGCGGCUGGCGACAAGGCCAAGGAAAUUGAGAAGAAGGCUGCCCAGGCGGUCGAUGAUCUUUUCGGUUCACAUUUGGGCAGUGGUGAUAGUAAGUUUGAGGCCUCUGCUCCGUUGGCUGAUAAUGUGCAAUCUGCCAAUAACAAUUUCAACAAUUUCAUGGACGACAAUGCUCCCAUGACGACAUUUGGUAAAACUCCAACGGCCGCUGCCGCUGUUAGCAAAGAUUCAGACAACGAUUCUCCUUCCAUUUCUUAUAAUCCCUCACCGGUUAAGAAAAUACCUGCUACCGAUGCUUUAAAAGAACAGGACAAUGAGAAAUUCAUAUCCUCCGAAGAUCUUUUGGGCGACUUCAAGGAAGAGCGCACCGCUACUCCCGAUUCACAGGCUUCCGCUAAACUUCCCACACAAAUGAAAGCAGCAGUGACAAACUUACCCACUACCGACCUGGAUGUCGAGGACGAUGAUGAAGACUUUGUUCAAGCUGAAAUACCAACUAAACCAGUCGAACAAAAGACUGCUGCGGCUCCUAUUCAAGAACCCACACCAGUUCCCGUGGCUAAACCAGCUCCGAUUGUACCGGAACCGGUUAAAACUCAGCCACCACCAUCACCAGCAACACAGGCGCCAGUAGUUCCAGAAACAAAAACAGAAACACCAACUCCCGUUGUUGUCGACACAAAGCCCAAGACAUCUUCGACUGUUACUACAACAAAAACAGCUACGAAUGCACAACAACCAAAUAUUGUAUCGGUGGAGGAUAUUUUCUACAAAUAUGGUUUGGACGCAUGGUUUAAGCCGGAACGCUUACAUCCACGAGUGGAGUCCCUUAUUUACUGGCGCGAUGUGAAAAAAUCUGGUAUUGUUUUUGGUGCUGGUCUUGUCACACUUUUGGCCAUUUCAUGUUUCUCUGUCAUCAGUGUAUUCGCCUAUUUGUCAUUGAUCUUACUGACAGGCACAAUUGCAUUCAGAAUCUAUAAAUCAGUUAUGCAGGCCAUACAAAAGACCUCCGAUGGUCAUCCCUUCAAAGAAUACUUGGAAAUCGAUUUAACAUUGUCUCAAGAGAAAAUCCAAAAUAUUGCUGGUGUUGCUGUAGCUCAUGUUAAUGGUUUCACUGCUGAAUUGAGAAGAUUGUUUUUGGUUGAAGAUUUAGUCGAUUCCAUUAAAUUCGGUGUUAUUAUGUGGGUCAUGACCUACAUUGGCGCUUGGUUCAAUGGCAUGACAUUGGUUAUUUUGGCCUUUGUCUCCUUGUUCACCUUGCCCAAGGUUUACGAAAACAACAAACAAUCUAUUGAUACUUACUUGGAUUUGGCCAGAAGCAAAGUAGCUGAAGUUACUGAAAAGAUCAAAGUAGCCAUUCCCAUUGGCAACAAAAAGCCCAUUGCUGCUGAAACCGACAAGGACAAGUAAAUUUCAAAUGCAACAAACCAACCAACAACCACAAUGUUGUAAAGCGACAUAAAUUUGUAUUAACAUCUUAAAAAGUAAAUAAAAAAAAAACCAACAGAACAAGUUGAAGACGAGAUAAAGAAAGAGGAGAAAGCAAACAAACAAACGCAACUUUACUAUCUAAUUGCAAUUACAUUUUUUUCUUUGUGUUAAGAUAAAAAAACCCAAAAAUAAUUUACAACAAAUGAAAACCAACAACAACAACAUUUUUAAUAACCAAAUAAAACCAUUUAAACAAACAACAAAUCCUCAAAAACAUAAAAAUAUAUUUCAAAAACAGAAAACGUAACAAAAAAAACUUUAUUGGUAGCACUUUAAAUACAGAAAAUUUUCAAACAAAUAAAACUCUCAACGAACGAUAUACAAUUUUAUUUAUUUUUUAAACUUUUUUCCCUGAAAACACUUCUUUCUAUAUAUUUUGUUUUUCAAAUCUUUUUUUUUUUCAACCUAAUAGACAAAACAAUUAUUUUGACCUCUUAACUUUUAAUCUACAAAUUGCAAACAAAAAAAGAGGAUAUUAAUAAAUAAAAAAUAAAACAUUUUUAUUUAACAAAAAUGUUUGUAAACUGUAGUUUUGACUUUAUAAUGAUGAAGUAUAUUUAUAAAAUUAAUUUUUUUUUUUUGGCUGAUAGAACGUUAUGUGUCAAUAAAAACUAUAUAUAUUUUUUUAAUUUUAAAUUAUUUUUGAAAAUAUGAAUUAUAUUAUUAUGAUGAUGUUUACCAUUAUAACUAAUUGUAUAACAUUUUAUUUGGUAAUUUUAUUAAAACAGAUUUCCUUAAAAAAAAAUUAAGAAAUGAAGCAUAAACCUUUUUAAGGAAAACUUUUUCAAAAAAAAAAAACAAUGCAAUUUCGAGCUGUUUUUAAACUCUUGUUUUUAUUUUCUAUAUUUAUAGUUCUUUAUAAAAUUAAAAAAAAAAUUCCCCAUAA